Acinonyx jubatus (cheetah) is the source of this 8313-nucleotide messenger RNA. RefSeq names its product ALF transcription elongation factor 2 (gene AFF2). The coding region runs from base 255 to 4205 and encodes 1316 amino acids. NCBI's taxonomy places the organism in Eukaryota, Metazoa, Chordata, Mammalia, Carnivora, Felidae. The transcript is spliced from 21 exons. Gene Ontology annotation, biological process: regulation of RNA splicing. The record is from RefSeq and is a predicted model, not a curated record. Gene Ontology annotation, cellular component: nuclear speck; nucleus. Gene Ontology annotation, molecular function: G-quadruplex RNA binding.
CGCGGAGCGAGCGGACCCGAGCGGGCGGCCGGGCACUCGCCCGCCCGGUGCCACCGCCGCCGCCGCUCCGGAGCGCAGGACCGGGCACCGCCGGCGCCCGCCGCCGCCGCCGAUGCGGCCUGGGCACUUUUAGCCGGGCGGGAGGGCCGGAGAGCCGGGCCGCCGAGAGCAGCGAGCGAGCCGCGCCGAGAGCCGCGCCGACCCGCCGCGAGCAGGGACGGACGCCCGCCCGCCGCCGCCGCCGCUCGGCCGCUAUGGAUCUAUUCGACUUUUUCAGGGACUGGGACUUGGAGCAGCAGUGUCACUAUGAACAAGACCGUAGUGCCCUUAAAAAGAGGGAAUGGGAGCGGAGGAAUCAAGAAGUCCAGCAAGAAGACGAUCUCUUUUCUUCGGGCUUUGAUCUUUUUGGGGAGCCCUACAAGGUAGCUGAAUAUACAAACAAAGGUGAUGCACUUGCCAACCGAGUCCAGAACACGCUGGGAAACUAUGAUGAGAUGAAGGAUUUGCUAACUAACCAUUCUAAUCAGAAUCAUCUAGUGGGAAUCCCAAAGAAUUCUGUGCCCCAGCCUCCCAUCAACAAAAACGAGCCAAGCUUUCUCCCCGAGCAAAAGAACCGAAUGCUCCCACCUCACCAGGAUAACACUCACCCCUCGGCCCCAAUGCCUCCGCCUUCUGUCGUGAUACUGAAUUCCACUCUAAUACACGGCAACAGGAAAUCAAAAGCUGACUGGCCACGGGAUGGUCAUAACGCUAGCCUUGUACCAGCCAGCCAGGCCAGUAGCCAGCCAAACAAGAUGCAGCUGCCUGUGCAAGACCAGCCCCAAGCCCGACUGGAAGACUUCUUCGUCUACCCGGCUGAACAGCCUCAGGUCGGGGCCACCGAAGAGUCAAACCCAUCUGCGAAGGAAGACAAUAGCCUCAAGUCCAGUGGAGGGGAUGCUUUCAAAGAAAUCUUUCAGUCCGUCUCGCCAGAAGAAUCUGAAUUUACAGUGCACGCUCCUGGGUCUCCCCUAGUUGCCUCCUCUUUGUUAGCUCCCAGCAGUGGCCUUUCGGUUCAGAACUUUCCACCAGGGCUUUACUGCAAAACAAACAUGGGGCAGCAAAAACCGACCGCGUAUGUCAGACCCAUGGAUGGCCAGGACCAGGCACCGGACAUCCCUCCGACACUGAAACCUUCCAUUGAAUUCGAGAACAGCUUUGGGAAUCUGUCAUUCGGAUCACUGUUGGAUGGAAAACCCAGUGCGGCCAGUUCAAAGCCCAAACUGCCCAAGUUCACGAUUCUCCAAACAAGUGAAGUAAGCCUUCCCAGCGAUCCAAGCUGUGUUGAAGAAAUCUUACGGGAGAUGACCCAUUCCUGGCCUGCUCCUCUCACUGCCAUGCAUACUUCUGGAAACUCUGAGAAGAACACACUUUCCAUCCCAGGACAGGAAUCCCAACAUCUGACCCCAGGAUUCACCUUACAAAAGUGGAGCGACCCGACCGGCAGGGCUUCUACAAAGUCAGUACCGCUCGAGUCGAUGCUUGAGGACGACUUGAAGCUGAGCAGUGAUGAAGACGACCUUGAGCCGGUGAAGACCUUGGCCACUCAGUGCACCGCCACUGAGCUCUACCAGGCUGUUGAAAAGGCAAAACCUAAGAACAAUCCUGUGAACCCGCUCUUGGCCACUGCUCAGCCCCCACCUGCGGUGCAAGCCGGCGGGGGCUCCGGCAGCUCCAGUGACUCUGAGAGCAGCUCCGAGUCAGACUCUGACACUGAAAGCAGCACCACUGACAGCGAGUCCAAUGAGGCGCCUCGUGCGGCCACGCCAGAGCCUGAGCCGCCCUCAACCAACAAGUGGCAGUUGGAUAAAUGGCUUAACAAAGUGACUUCCCAGAACAAGUCGUUUAUUUGUGGCCAAAAUGAAACGCCCUUGGAGACAGUUUCUGUGCCUCCUCCAAUCAUCCAGCCAAUGGAAGUCCAGAUCAAAGUGAAGACAAACCCCAGCCAGGUCCUGGCUGAACCCAAAGAGAGGCCUCUCCUCAGUCUUAUCAGGGAGAAAGCCCGUCCACGGCCUACCCAGAAAACUCCAGAAACAAAGGCUUUGAAGCAUAAGUUGUCAACAACUGUUGAGACAGCUUCUCAAAGGACAAUUGGAAAAAAACAGCCCAAAAAAGUCGAGAAGAACACCAGCAUUGACGAGUUUACCUGGCCCAAACCAAAUAUUACCAGCAGCACCCCCAAAGAAAAAGAAAGCGUGGAGCUUCCUGAUCCACCAAGAGGCCGCAACAAACCAUCUGCCCACAAACCAGUCCCUAGGAAGGAACCAAGGCCGAACAUUCCCUUGGCCGCCGAGAAAAAGAAGUACAGAGGGCCUGGCAAGAUCGUGCCAAAGUCCCGGGAAUUUAUCGAAACGGAUUCAUCUACAUCUGAUUCCAACACAGAUCAGGAAGAGACCCUGCAGAUCAAAGUCCUGCCUCCUUGCAUUGCUCCCGGGGGCAAUUCUGCCAAAUCGAAGGAAACCUGUGGUGCCAGCCUGACCCUCAGCACCUUGGUCAGCAGUAGCAGCAGCAGCAGCAGCAGCAGCAACAUAUCCGUCAAUAGUGAGGAACCAGCUUUUUCGCCCAUCCCUGUCAUGCAAACGGAGCUUCUGUCCCCUCUACGAGAUCACGAGAAUCUGAAAAAUCUCUGGGUGAAGAUUGACCUUGACCUGCUGUCUAGAGUACCCGGUCACAACGCACUGCAAGCAGCACCAGCCAAGCCAGACCCCAAGGAGACUGCGCCGAAGCCCAAGCGCCAGACCGCUGCUGCGGCUGUGGAAAAACCCGCCCCUAAGGGCAAGCGUAAGCACAAGCCAACGGAAAUUGCAGAGAAAAUCCCUGAGAAGAAGCCACGUCUGGAGGAGGCCGCCGCUAUCUGCCUGCUGCCCCCAUGCAUCUCACCAGCCCCACCCCACAAGCCUCCCAACACUAAAGAGAACAAUUCAUCCAGGAGAGCAAAUAGAAGGAAAGAAGAAAAGCUGUUUCCUCCGCCACUUUCCCCACUGCCAGAGGAUCCUCCACACCGUAGAAACAUCAGUGGCACCAAUGGUCCCUUUGGUCAAGACAAAAACAUCCCUGUGAUUGGACAGAUCACCUCUACCAAACCUAAGAGGAGUGAAGGCAAAUUCUGUGCUACUUUCAAAGGGAUAUCCGUAAAUGAUGGAGACACUCCAAAAAAGACUGCGUCUGCCACCGUCACGGUCACCAACACUGCUAUUGCCACUGCCACUGUCACUGCUACUGCCAUUGUCACCGCCACUGUCACAGCCACUGCGACCGCCACUGCCACAGCCACUACCACAACCACUACCACAACCAUUUCCACCAUCACGUCUACCAUCACUACUGGCCUCAUGGACAGCAGUCACCUGGAAAUGGCGUCCUGGGCGGCCCUGCCCCUUCUGUCCAGCAGCACCACCAACGUCCGGAGACCCAAGCUCACUUUUGACGACUCGGUUCACAAUGCUGAUUAUUACAUGCAAGAGGCUAAGAAGCUAAAGCACAAAGCUGACGCACUGUUUGAGAAAUUUGGCAAAGCCGUGAAUUACGCCGACGCAGCCCUGUCGUUCACCGAAUGCGGCAACGCGAUGGAGCGCGACCCUCUGGAAGCCAAGUCUCCGUACACCAUGUACUCUGAGACCGUGGAGCUCCUCAGGUACGCGAUGAGACUGAAGAACUUUGCGAGCCCCCUGGCUUCGGACGGGGACAAAAAGCUGGCAGUAUUAUGCUACAGAUGUUUAUCACUUCUCUACUUGCGGAUGUUUAAGCUGAAGAAGGACCAUGCCAUGAAGUACUCCAGAUCACUGAUGGAAUAUUUUAAGCAAAAUGCUUCAAAAGUCGCUCAGAUACCGUCUCCCUGGGUAGGCAAUGGAAAGAACACUCCUUCCCCGGUGUCUCUCAACAAUGUCUCUCCCAUCAACGCGAUGGGCAGCUGCAACAACGGCCCGGUCACCAUCCCCCAGCGCAUUCACCACAUGGCCGCCAGCCACGUCAACAUCACCAGCAACGUGUUACGGGGCUACGAACACUGGGACAUGGCCGACAAACUGACAAGAGAGAACAAAGAAUUCUUUGGCGAUCUGGACACACUGAUGGGGCCCCUGACCCAGCAUAGCAGCAUGACCAAUCUCGUCCGCUACGUUCGCCAGGGACUGUGUUGGCUGCGCAUCGAUGCCCAUUUGUUGUAGUGGGUGCUCCCCCCAUGUCCAGCAUCACCACCCAUCACUCUACCUCUACCAGAGCACCAACGGUCACUGGUGGAACUCCACUCAUUUGGCAAAGUUCUCUUUGAUUCUGUUUGUUUUUACACUUCUUUUGAUACCUGUGAAAAACAGAAGUCAUUGUAAGUGGACACUACAACUUGAGAGCGGUAUAUGUUUUAUUACUUAGUCAUUUUUCAGUAUUUUGUAUGCAUUUCUCAGAUCCCACCAUCUUUUUGUGCUUGAUACGAUGACACAGUCCCUACAGUAUUGUUUUAAGACCACACUACCCAAAACAAAGAAUGGGAAAUACUUGUGAUGAUAACAGGUUCCUGAGAACUGAAAUGAGAUGUCAUAUAUAUAUAUAUGAUCUUAGACACAAAGGACCUACAAAGAUUCAAAUUUUCAACACUAGCCAUUCCCCAAACUCUACUCUUAUGUCCAGAAGAGAGCGUAUUUCAGAAUCCGUUGUUAAACUUUUGUGGUUCCCACAGACUCAGUCUCCAGGUGAGAAUUUUCAUUGUCAAAACCCACUGGUUAGAUGUUGUAGCAACAUCGUAAAAUCAAGAGUAUUAAGAAAAUAGACGAGCGUAGCAAUGCCACUCUUCAACAAUACCGUGGCAUACAACCAGAGCACUUUUCUUGCUGGCAUCCAUUCCCUGAUGCCCUAUUUUUAAAAUUUUAAUGAGAUGAAGUGGCAACAUUUAUUUCUAAAGUGUAAAUCCUCACCUGGGAUUCUCUUUGUGUAAAGCUCUCCUUUUGAGGGGCAGUUAAGUGGGUGCACACCCUAGGAGCCAAAAUACUGCCCUCCAGUUUUAGAGAUGAGAGAUUAGGAGAGGUCUGGAAAUGUCCAGGGAACCCAUACCUCUGCCGUUCUGCAGUUGGUAGGCACGUCCAUUCCUGGCAGGAUAUUUUUAUUGUAUUUUGCUCACAUCUCUGGAAACAGAAGUCAAGUUUAUCACUACCUAGGAGUAAGAAUAUACAGCUUGCCUCCUAGUGACUUUAAAAUCUGGACUUUGCCAAUUAUAAGCCGCAUUUUCUAUUUUACAGUGUUUCUCUUCCGCCUCCUCUUUCCCCACCUCCUCCUCCUCCCCCUCCUCUUCCCCCUUGUCGUCUUCUUCUUCUUCUUCUUCUUCUUCUCUUUGAUCUUUCAUUUCCUUUUCCUUUUUCUGGCCUCAUUAGCCUUUGACUCAAAUACUGAAAUCACUGAUUUUAUUCAAGUCUGUAUUAACAGGAAUCAUUUUCGUGAACAUUCCAGAGAAAACUCUCAACUCUCUAAAUACUGGCUAGCUUUUUAACAACAACGGAACAAAAUGUGUCUUUCUUUGAAAGAUCCCUGAAGAUUGGGAACAGCUCACCUAAUUUGGAGACAUUUCUACAUCACUUGUAACUAUCCCCACCCCUUCUGAUCCUCUGCAUUCAUUUUAUGUCCCCAAACAUCACAGUGUAAAUAUCAUCUUUGGUGUUCCAUCUCACCAGAAGAAUCCCCCACACAUAGUGCACACUAUUCAUAUGUCGGCUCUUUAUACUUACCUGCUGGUAUGUAAUUCCACGUCGCCUUUAAUCUGUUGAGUUUAUCGAAUUCUGUUCACCGAGUGAUGACCAGAUAAAUAAUACAUGGGCACACGAGAGGUGCAAACUUGUAUGAUUUUUAAAGCAAGUCUUGUAAGUCUGUGACAGGAACAGCAAGGGAUCGCCCUGCACUCUCAUCAUUGUCAAGGUUGCAAAAGAGCCAGACUUGAGCUCCGCCCUGGUCAUCUUUGAGUUUAAGACCCUGUGCUUUAUAACGAGGUUGUGGAAGUUGUACUCCAAUGGCUGAGGCCACGUUGCCAGAUGACUGCUGGGAGCGUCCCAGCAGCUGAACCCAGAACUUUCUACGCUCCCGGUGCGGUUGAGCUAUACAUUCGCAGCGUCCGCGACAACACACACACCUGCAGACAUGCACACAGACAAAUGAAACCGGAGAGAAUCUUCUCUGAGCCUCUUAAAUGGGGAAAAUAAUAAUACGAAAGACUCCAAACACCCAAGGUGGGUGUCACAUAUAAAAUUUCAGCUGAUGGCUUCAGUGACCCAAGUUCUGUUUGUUUUGCACGGCUUACCGGGUAGAGGGCCUGACUAUUACUAUAUAUAAUGAAGCCCACUGGCUUGACUUGUAAGUUCAGCCUAAACCACGAUCCUAGACCAUCAUGGAUUUAGGGGUAGAUUCUUCUUGAAAUUCACUCUCCGGAAACUAGAUGUUAGAAUCCGAGGGGCAGUUUCCAAGAGAAACGAGCAUCUCGCCUCGUGGAUGGAUGAAAGACUCGUAGCUCUAGUUUCAGCGAGUCCUUUUAUCUACUUUACAUACAACAGGGAGGCAGCAGAGAAUCCCGCUGCCUGAUGUCACCUCUGGUGGGUGACUGUAAAGUGUGUGCCAAAUCAGCAGCACGAUGAUCACAUCUGACAGUUGAGCUCAGGAUCACCACCUGAUUAUUUAGUAGACCUAUUUGUAAAGCAGCUUAGAAACCAAUUAAACAUGGAGGAUGAAUUGCCUUCCUAUCCCCGGAGAUGAGACGUCUUUCGGUUUCACGAUUAAGGACUGUUGCUGUUUCCUAGGCACUGUAUUCAUCACAUUGUAAAUGGUGAUCUGUGUCAUAGGCGUGCGGCGAUGUGAGGGAUUGAGAUAUUUUGUCAAGUAAAUCUCUUCAGUGUACCAGUUUGUGGGAGGGAUAUAGGACAUGUGGAUGGCGGUGAGAGAUCCUGCCUCGAGACCUUGACGGAGGCUUGGUGAGACGCAUCUCAAUAAGCACACAGAGGUAGGGCGACGGGCAGAGUAACGGGAACCUGAGCGAGUACACAGAAGGAUCUCAGCCCUGCAACGUGACCCAGGUGGGGCCACCACUAUGCCUUCCUUUGUCACCCAAGCUCCAGCCACAAAGGGUUUGACGAGUUUGUGUUAGGAUGUUGGCUUGGCUUUGUAUUUUUAAUUAACUUUGGAUUUUUUAGUGGUUUUGUCAUAUUACUGUCUGAUUUUGGUAGGUAGGAUUAAUUUGAAAAGAGUAUACUAGUGUGGUCCUCGGGGUAGAAUUUAGCCGUAAGCAUGUUGUUAGCCAGCCUGUAGACUGUUAAUUACUUAAUAAUCUCAUUGGGAAAAUACUUGUAGUUUUAUAUUUGGAUGACAUAAUUGGAAAAGCAGAUUAGCUGCUGCUAACUUUUAAAAGACUUGACACUGACAUCAAAAGAUUCAAAUCUUCAGUCGAUAACCAAGUUGCUAAAUUAGAAACCAUUGGCUAAAAUGUGUUUUGUUGAGCUUCCAAGUGUAUGGAUUUGCAUUUGGACAUUGCACCGCUCAGUGCGUUGGAAAGAUACUUGCUCUGUCAUCUUUCCCAAAGCUGUCUAAUUCACAGUUUGUUUUGUUCAGAUGUGCAUCCCGGAGGUUGAAGUUGGAGUCUGAAGUUGGAAAGCAUUUUUGAAGGCAGGAUCCAUUUAGCUGUGAGGGCUUCCCCCUCACGUACUUCUCAACAGACAUGAUAAAAUUCACCUGCAGGAGUUGGCAGGUGGGAGACUCACACCGGUUCACUGGGUAGGACUACUCAGUAAGGCAAUGAGCUGCUUGCUUAGAGAAGCAUCACUAUCCCCAUUGAGAAACUGUGUGGCGAGACGUAGCUGCACGAUAUCAAACGAAUGGGUCAAUUCAGUGCCCCUGAAUUCAAUUCUGUGGGGGAAAAAUAUCGAGCCAGUUGUCACUACUCUGUUACGCAACUGGCAGACUAAACUCCUCUUCGUCGUUAUGGUUGUCGUUGUUGUUGUUGUUGUCUGUCAUUUCCACCCGCACAGCCUUAUUCUCAUAAUUAAACCCUGAUUCAUUUUCUCUUUGGUGUUAGCAAACUCCAACAGCAAAGAUGGCAUCUGUGUAUCGAUAAUUGGCAUUUACCCUGGCAGGAGGCUAAUCGGAUAGGCUGGUCUCAGACAUUAAUCCUACCAUCUGAUGUGUUCAGGGAAAGAAAAAGUAAUUCCCUUUCCAUUCUCCUCCUUGCAAAUCUAGAAGCCCUCUUUACCAAGAGCAUCACAUUUUCCUCUGUAAUCCAUCGACUCAAAGAAAAUUGCAUUGUGGGGAGGG